AUGGCUACUGAUGCGCUCUACCACGAAGUCGCCGAAAUUAUUCGCUGCGUUUUGGCCAAGGAAAAAAGCGUUAGAAAUGCAGUCUACGGAAGCUCGUACAAAGUUAGUUUUAACAACAUUUUUCGAAUUUUGACCCAAAAGUCACCGAUAUUUGUGGAAGUCAGACCAAUUAUGGGUUGUGCUGAAGAGAAUCCUGAGGAAAAACCGAAGUGCAACCCCUUUGGAACUCGAUUCCUCACUGACGACGCCAAAGUUUUCGAGCACAACGCCUGGGAUGACGUGGAAUGGUCCGAGGAGCAGCAGGAAGAAGCGAAACGGAUUGUAGAGAAUCAGCAGUCGAUGAAGGUUGACGAGGAGAAGGCAAUGCGUCUUUUAAGCGCCCCUGCUGACCAGUGGGAUGCGUUCUAUGCGCAUAAUGAGAAUCGAUUCUUCAAAGAUCGGAAUUGGUUGCUGAAGGAGUUUCCAGAGCUCGAUGUUAAUGAAGCUUGUAAUUCAGAGAAAGAAACAGUGAAGAUCCUGGAAGUUGGGUGUGGAGUUGGAAAUACUACGUUUCCCCUCAUGCAAGUCAACAAUUCAUCUUCCCGAUUAUUCCUACACAGCUGUGACUAUGCUCCAAAUGCAAUCCGAGUUCUGAAAUCUCAAGAAGCCUACGACCCGGAAAAGAUGAACGCCUUCGUUUGGGACAUCACUCAACCCACUCCACAAGAAGCGCCUGCUCCAGAAUCCCUAGAUUACAUCGUCUGUAUCUACGUUUUGUCUGCAAUCCAUCCAGAUAAAAUUCGAAAAGCACUGAGCAACCUGAUGUCACUUUUGAAGCCAGGAGGAACUCUUCUUCUUAAGGACUACGGUAGAUACGAUUUGACACAAUUGAGAUUCAAAAAAGAUCGACUAAUCGAGGGGAAUUUGUAUUGCCGGGGAGACGGAACACUGGUGUAUUUCUUUGAGAUGGAAGAGUUGGAGGCGUUGUUAGGAGAGUUUGGAAUGAAAAAAAAAGUGAUGCAUGUGGACAGAAGGCUCAUUGUCAAUCGUGCGAAGCAAGUCAAAAUGUAUCGGCAGUGGAUUCAGGGGAAAUUUUUGAAGCCAAACAAAAAAGCGCUGCUUCGAUUGUCGUGCGAAUCGCUGAAAUUCCGUCCAGUUUUCGAUGAAAUCCUCAAAGAUAAAGAGCUCAGAAAAAUGAAAAAUGACCCGAACAUCAAUGGAUCCGUGGAUUUGCUCUAUGUACUGAUGUAUGAGACAUUGGUCGGAUCUGGAUUGAAUCGAUGCUCACAAGAAAUGAAAUCUGUGAUUUCGAGAAGAGCAACGAGGAUGAAAGAGGUGGAAAAAGAGCUGGGAGCGGAUGGAAGAGGAAUCAAAUCGAUUAAAGAAGCGGAAGAAGGAGCAAAGAAGAUUGUGAUUCCGAGAUAUGCUAGAAUUAAUACGCUGAAAUGGACAGUUGAAGAGGCUCUGAAGACGCUGGAAACUGAGGAAUGGAAGAUUCUAGGGACAGCCAGUGUUGAGAAAUUUCCGGAAUUAGUGGCAAAUAUGAAAGAGGAUGAGAUUUACAAAGAUCCACAUGUUGAGAACUUGCUCAUUUUCGCUCCGAAUAUUCAGAAUUUCCACGAAUACUGGAUGGUGGAGCAAAGAUAUUUGAUCCUUCAAGAUAAGGCGUCUUGUCUGCCAGCCUUUCUUCUCAACCCUCGUCCAGGAUCUCAAGUUUUCGACACUUGCGCGGCGCCUGGAAUGAAAACUAGUCAUGCUGCAGCUAUUAUGGAUAAUCAAGGAAAAGUCUGGGCGAUGGAUCGUGCUGCGGAUCGUGUGGCUACUAUGAAGCAGCUGUUGGAUGGAUCAAAAGUCGCAAUUGCCAGCGCGUUCUGUGGAGAUUUCUUGAAAACUGAUGUGACCGAUAAGAAGUUCUCGAAGGUUUCAAACCCCUGUUUUCUCUCAAAAAUUCUAAUUUUUCAGGUAAAAUUUGCUAUCGUUGAUCCGCCUUGUUCUGGAUCUGGAAUUGUGAAGCGCAUGGACGAGAUUACUGGUGGGAAUGCGGAGAAGGAGCGGCUAGAGAAGCUGAAAAAUUUGCAGGCAAUGAUCCUCAAACACGCCCUAAAACUCCCGGGAUUGAAACGGGCGGUCUACUCAACUUGCUCAAUUCAUGAAGAGGAAAACGAGCAAGUCGUUGAUGAAGUGCUUCUGGAUACCUAUGUUCGACAGAAUUUCGUUCUGAAGAAAGACGUGCUUCCCGAAUGGACGCAUCGUGGGUUGAGCACUUAUGAAGUCGGAGAGCACUGUCUUCGAGCCGACCCAAAAGUCACACUCACCAAUGGAUUUUUUGUGGCUGUGUUUGAAAGGGUUAAGAAGGACCAGGAAGGAGAAGAAUGA
Molecule: messenger RNA, 2355 nt
Organism: Caenorhabditis briggsae
Lineage: Eukaryota; Metazoa; Nematoda; Chromadorea; Rhabditida; Rhabditidae
Exons: 5
Coding region: 1-2355 (784 amino acids)
Biological process (GO): RNA methylation
Molecular function (GO): tRNA (cytidine-N3)-methyltransferase activity
Source: RefSeq, a predicted model, not a curated record